Molecule: messenger RNA, 925 nt
Organism: Nyctereutes procyonoides (raccoon dog)
Lineage: Eukaryota; Metazoa; Chordata; Mammalia; Carnivora; Canidae
Exons: 3
Coding region: 1-672 (223 amino acids)
Source: RefSeq, a predicted model, not a curated record
AUGACGCUGCUCAGUGUCUUGUACGUUCUUCUGGCCGAGCUGAGCCAGGCAGGGAAGCCAACCCGAGCCGGUCCAGACGCCUCCUUGAUGCUGUUGUCAGAACAACGGCCAGACACGCAGGCUCUCUUCACUAGGAUCCAGAGCCGCGGGGGUGACCCACACGUAGCUCGACGGCUACCCCCCCGGGGUCAAGCUGACGGCACUGGGCUGAGCCGACGGAUGCAGAGCAUGGAAGGGAAAGGGGCGACAGCAUGGGGCGUCCUCGGGAGAAAUGGCGAACGGGCCAGCCCGACUGAAAUUAAAGGACCAGUGGGAGCCUCGCGGGGGUGUUUCUGGCAGUUUAUCUCGGGCUGGUUUCUCACGCGGCAGAAGCUGACUGCUCCACGCUGCACGGAACGGCACGACCGCGGCGUCCGGGAGGGAGGCCACGUCACCGUCCCGACCGUACAGGCAGCUUUCUGGCACUGGUACCGGUUACGUCACCACAGCGACAGGUGCAAAGACGGAGGGGGGGAGACACGGCAGCCAGAAGCCGGUAUGUCGGCUGUGAGCCAGGGUCCGUCCAGCACCGCGCGAGCCACUGCUGCCUCCCUGGCUGGACGGGCACGUUGCUUUGGGCACUGCCUGAACCAGCGCACCAUCGACGGGGGCCUCACAAUAGUCUCUUUAUAAAAAUUUUUUUAAAAAAGAGGUUUUAUUUUAGUAGCGGUUGGCGAGUAAUCACAGAUCUUUUCCCUGACCGCGUCCCUAGCAGAGGAACACGGAUCCGUGUGGGUUUUUAAGGCCUGGAGACAUCGCGAAUCGUUUCCGAGGCAGAAAGAAAGUGUGAAUAAACAGACGCCGGAGCGGAGCGCCGGGCCGGGGGGUCUGGCCUGGAGGUGGCAGCGUCCUUUCAACGGUCACCCUGUGCGAGAAACGAAAGCGG